AUGCACCCAGAUGCUAAAGGAAAAGAAAAAUGGGAAGAGUCAAUAUAUGCUGACAUGUUUUUCUAUCUCCGAGAACAUCCUGAGCUUCAAAGGGACUGUGGUAUAAGAGCUCCCUCAGAUCCAUUACUUUUGGCCCUUGAAAAGGAAAAUAAGGCUAAGAACAAGAGGCAGGCAUGUUUGAAAAGGUGUUGUUCUGCAUGUAGCAUAGGGCAGAGAUGCCUUAAACUUGAGGAACCAAAAGACCUGCCUGAGUUUUAUCACCCCCCAGGAAAACUGCAAGGGGUAGUGACAGCAGCUCCAGGAGAUAACCUAGAGAGUCCUGGUAACAGCAGUGAUUCUGAUAGUGACACUGGAGUUAGCUCCACAACCCAGGCUCUGGGAAGCCCAGUGGCAAGGAGGACCCAAAGACAACAAGUAACUGCCCCGGCUCCCCAGCUACCCAUUCAGACCCCUCUGCGACAAGGGCCAGAGUGUGACCCAGUCUGGAUUAAGGUACCCUUUACAAGUCAGGAUUUGGAUAGCUGGAGGAAAAAGGCUAAAAAUUAUCGUAAUGACCCUACAGGGACAGCUACUCAUUUUCGAUUUAUGAUCAGGCAGCAUAACCCAGACUGGGAUGAUAUCCAGUUAUUACUGGAACAAAUGACUGAAACAGAAAAACAAUUAAUUGAAAGACAUGGAUUGGAAAUAGCAACAGAAAGAAUACAAACUCGGGGAGGAAGAGCAAAUAUAGGGGAUAUAUUUCCACUCCAAAAUCCAGGACGGAAUACAAACGAUGCCCUGCAAAGAACUAAACUGGAAGAGUACCGGGAAUUUAUAGCCAGGGGAAUGGAAAAAGCCAUCCCGAAAACAAUUAACUGGUCUGUAUUAUACUCAGUCAGACAAGGGCCUGGUGAAUCACCCUCAGAAUUCCUAGAUAAGCUGAGGGAUGUCAUGAGGAAAAAAACCUCUCUUGACCUUGGGUCAGAAGUAGGUACACAACAACUGGUAUCAUUAUUUAUUGGGCAAUCUGCUGGUGAUAUCAGAAAGAAGUUGCAGAAAUUGUCAGCUCUGCAGGGAAGAGAUUUGGAGGCACUUUUGGAUGUAGCAUGGAGGUCAUUACUAGGAAGGGACUUGUUAGAAGCAUUGGGAGCUGAAAUUAAAUUUAAUAAGGGGAAGGUAGAAUUUAGGGUAAGGGAGGAACAGUUAAUUGAGGUUUUAAGUCUUGCACUAAUGAGCCCUCAACAAGAGGAAAAGAAAAUAACAGAAAGUAUAAAAGAUCAGCUAUAUCCUGGAGUAUGGGACACUGAGCACCCUGGAAGGGCCAAAAAUGCUUUACUGAUAACAAUAGAUCUUAAACCUGGAGCCCAACCAAUCAGGAUAAAGCAAUAUCCUUUAAGGAGAAAAGAUAGGGAAGGAAUUUUGCCCAUUAUAGAAAAAUUUAUAAAAUAUGGGCUGUUAACAGAAUGUGAAUCAUCAUACAACACCCCAAUUUUGCCCGUGAAGAAACCCACAGGAGGGUAUCGGCUAGUACAGGAUCUAAGGGCCAUAAAUACAAUCACGAGGGACAUUCAUCCAGUAGUAGCAAACCCAUACACUCUCUUAACUCGAUUGAGGACUGAGUUAGAAUGGUUUACUGUCCUGGACUUAAAAGAUGUUUUUUUCUGCUUACCUCUGGCCCCUGAAAGUCAGUCACUGUUUGCUUUUGAAUGGGAGAAUCCAGAAACUAACCGAAAAUGCCAACUGACCUUGACAGUGUUGCCUCAGGGAUUUAAAAACAGCCCCACUAUUUUUGGAAAUCAACUGGCAAAAGAAUUGGAGAAGUGGGAUCAGCCAGAAGGAGACAGAGUCCUACUACAGUAUGUAGAUGAUAUCUUGAUAGCAACUCGAACCACAGAAGAAUGUGAAAAGUGGACUGUGAGUAUGUUAAAUUUUCUGGGACUUAAUGGGUCUCGAGUCUCCCCACAAAAGGCCCAAAUAGUCCAGCAGCAAGUAACUUACUUGGGAUAUGAACUGACUGCGGGACAACGAGUACUGGGCCCUGAAAGGAAGGAAGCCAUAUGCUCCAUUCCACUUCCCAACACAGUAAAAGAACUCCGAACCUUCUUGGGAAUGACAGGCUGGUGUAGGCUGUGGAUUUAUAAUUACGGCCUGUUUGUCAAACCUCUUUAUGAAUUAUUGAGGAAGUCUGGUAGGGCUCUGCAACGGAACAGAGAAGCUAAACAAGCCUUCCACACUUUAAAAAGGGAACUGAUGAGGGCACCAGCACUAGGCCUACCUGAUGUCACUAAACCCUUUUUGUUAUAUUCCUAUGAAAGUCAGGGAAUAGCACUUGGGGUCCUCGCACAAACUUUAGGACCCUAUAGAAGAGCUGUGGCAUACCUCUCUAAACAACUGGAUGAGGUAAGAAAAGGAUGGCCAGGAUGCCUGAGGGCUGUGGCUGCAGUCGCAGUCAACAUUUAGGAGUCCCGCAAAUUCACAAUGGGACAGAAAAUCACAGUCCUGGCUGUAUUAGUGGAGCAGGAUGAUGUGGAGAUCAAAGUCACUAAUGUUGUCAAUCCAGCCUCUUUCCUCCAGGGAAGUAAUGGAGAAUCAGUAAUCCAUGACUGUUUGGAAACAAUCGAGGCCACUUACUCCAGCAGACUUGACCUGAAGGAAGAACCCCUGGAGAUGGCAGAUCAUAACUGGUAUACUGAUGGAAGCAGUUUUGUGAUCCAGGGAGAAAGAAAGGCUGGGUAUGCUGUAACUACAGAAGAAGAAGUGAUUGAGGCAGAAGCACUACCAGGUAACACUUCUGCCCAAAAGGCAGAAAUAAUUGCUCUGAUUAGAGCCUUAGAGCUCUCUCAAGGAAAAAGUGCAAACAUAUGGACAGAGUCCAAGUAUGCCUUUGGAGUAGUGCAUGCCCAUGGAGCCAUCUGGAAAGAGAGAGGACUAUUGUCAACCCAAGGAAAAGGCAUUAAGCAUGCAGAAGAAAUAUUGAGGUUAUUGGAAGCAAUACAAAACCCAAGCAAAGUAGCUGUAAUGCACUGCAGAGCACACCAAAAGGGAAAUACUGGUCAAGAAAGAGGUAACCGGUUGGCAGACAAAACAGCUAAAACAGUGGCCAGGGAGGGAAAAGAGGUGGCAGAAUUUGUUUUGGUCCCAGAUGGUAAACUGACAGUUGAGCAAAAGGAACCAGAGCCUGUGUAUAACACAGAAGAUCAGAAAUUAAUUAAGGACCUUUUAGGGACUAGGGUAGAGAAAGGAUGGGCUAGGACACCGGAUGGGAAAUUAGUCAUACCUACUAACCUCCUUUGGGCAUUUAUUCAGAUGGAACAUGGAAAAACUCACUGGAGAGCAGAAGCUCUGUAUCGAAAAUUGGUUCAGGAGUGCAUAGCAUCAAAACUGCAAACCACUGUAGAGCAGGUAACUCGACAAUGUGAAGUAUGUCUUAGGGCCAACCCCAAGGUGGUGAAAGAAGUCAAGCUGGGACAGAUUAGUAGAGGAAAUUAUUUGGGACAACAGUGGGAAAUUGAUUUCACUGAACUUCCAAGAAAGGGGGGAUAUAGAUAUCUUUUGGUCCUUACUGACACCUUCUCUGGUUGGCCAGAAGCAUUUCCCUGUCGCACAAACAAAGCUCGGGAGGUUACCAAAACAAUGUUACAAGAAAUAAUACCUCGGUUUGCUACUAUUUCCUCAGACAGAGGAUCACAUUUUGUGGUCAAGGUAGUACAACAAAUAAGUAAGAUCUUAGGAAUUGAUUGGCAACUCCACACUCCUUACAAUCCACACUCAAGUGGACAGGUGGAGAAAAUGAACCAUUUAAUUAAGAAUCAGAUAAUAAAAAUUGGACAGGAGGCAAAACUCCCUUGGCCACAUGCAUUACCAAUUGCCCUGCUGCGAAUUCGAAGUAAAGGACUAAGGAGAGGCUAA
Messenger RNA from Indicator indicator, 3888 nucleotides. RefSeq lists its product as uncharacterized. Gene Ontology annotation, biological process: virion assembly; DNA integration. The record is from RefSeq and is a predicted model, not a curated record. The transcript has 4 exons. Gene Ontology annotation, molecular function: nucleic acid binding; RNA-DNA hybrid ribonuclease activity. NCBI's taxonomy places the organism in Eukaryota, Metazoa, Chordata, Aves, Piciformes, Indicatoridae.